UCUUCAUUCAUUUCGCGAUUUUACCUCUCGAAUACCAUUAUUUUUUGUGCUUUGCGAAUAAAAGAUUGUAUCUUUGAUUAUUUUCACAUUUAAAUAAAUCAAAAAUAAUAAGUUUUCAGUUUAAAAACUUUGAAAUGGUUUUAUGUGCGAAAGUGUUGUCGGAAACAAGAUUUCCUUGAAAUGGAAAUUACUAAAAUGACGUGAAAAAUACAAUUACAAACAUUUUACAAACGAUAUGUGUUUACUGAUAAAUGUGUAGUUGAAUUCAAUAAUGAUGCAGUCUACGUCGGAAGGAUGUAUGAACAUAGCAGAGUUAGCAAAUCAAUUGAGGAGAGAGAAGAUAUUUAUUAAUUCCGAACGACAGCUGUUGCAAAAUCUCAAUGAAGAGGUUGAGAAGAAGGCAUUGGAGUUGCUGCAGGUAUCUUGGGUGUGCUUGCAGCAGCGCCAGAACCUCACCAACUUGAUCACUUCAAGAUGUGAGGCAGAUUCUAUAGCUGCUUGCCAAAGAGCAAGUUUGCUUGAAAGGACUACUUUUGUGGAUGUUUUCAAAGUCUUGAAGUACAAGGAAGCGACAGCCCUAGGCGAGCUCCUAGGAUGGCUGCGCGACUCGCCGCACCUCGUCGCAUUGUGCCUUCUCUUAGGAGAAGAGCACAUGCCCCCAUCGCUACCCGCGGCGCUUAUAUCCGGGCUCUAUGGAAGCGCGCGCUCCACGUCAGAUAGAACCCGGUUGCUGGGCGUGAUCCGGUCGCUGAUCAAACACCAGCUGGCGCCGUCUAACGAUCCGAAAAAAUUGUUCCGCACGGGCAAAUGCGCACUAUCGUCGCUAUACGGCGUGUUCCGCGACAGUCACACGCCGGCGCGUCAGUUUCUUGCGGCGGCGCUGCAGGGCCCGGUCAUGGCCGUGCUGUUGGAAGACGAGUUCUUCCUGGAUGUUGACCCUGAUAAGGCGAUGGAGAGGUUCUCCCCAUCAGACCGCCUCAAGAAGUUCGGGCAGACCAACAGCGCGGAGUACACGUCCAAAGUGGCCCGCUACCGCAAGUGGACUGUUCAAUCGCUGUACAACCUGACCAGCAAGUUUAUAGCCUCGCUGCGGGAGCACUGGCCCAAUUUCCCGUCUACCAUAGCUUGGAUCGUGCAGCAGACUGUACACCUGCUCAAACAACAUUCCAGAACAAGCGAGCGCGAGCUACACGCCAUCUGCACGGAUCUCGUGCUGCAGCACUUCAUCUGCCCGGCGAUCGUGAACCCGGAGACGCACGGCGUGGUGGACGUGCCCGUGUCCUACAUCGCGCGGUUCAACCUCAUCCAGAUCGCGCAGAUCGUGCAGAUGCUGUGCCUCAUGAGGUACCAGGAGCACUUCAUCUGCCCGGCGAUCGUGAACCCGGAGACGCACGGCGUGGUGGACGUGCCCGUGUCCUACAUCGCGCGGUUCAACCUCAUCCAGAUCGCGCAGAUCGUGCAGAUGCUGUGCCUCAUGAGGUACCAGGAGCACUUCAUCUGCCCGGCGAUCGUGAACCCGGAGACGCACGGCGUGGUGGACGUGCCCGUGUCCUACAUCGCGCGGUUCAACCUCAUCCAGAUCGCGCAGAUCGUGCAGAUGCUGUGCCUCAUGAGCGCUGUGCGCGCGGGCGCUGCUGGACCAGUCGUGGGCGACACGUGCGCGCCCGCGCCCUCCGCGCCCGCGCCGCACUCCGCGCUGCGCACCGACGCGCUGCUGCACACCACCGUGGCGCUGUUCACUGCGCACGACGCGCACGAGCUGGUGAGUGCUGUGCGCCGGCCGCCCGCCGAGCGCUUGCUGUGCGCCGGCCGCCCGCCGAGCGCUGUGCGCGCGGGCGCUGCUGGACCAGUCGUGGGCGACACGUGCGCGCCCGCGCCCUCCGCGCCCGCGCCGCACUCCGCGCUGCGCACCGACGCGCUGCUGCACACCACCGUGGCGCUGUUCACUGCGCACGACGCGCACGAGCUGUAUUCAAAACAUUUUAGUGGCGAGUCGAGUCCCGAGCACGGCGCGCCAUGGUCUGAGGCUUGCGCUGCCCGCGUGGCCGCGCUGCUUCAGACGCUAGAGCCGAACUACCGCAGCCGCCUGCACGACCUGCUGCGGAAGAUGCCCGACCUCAGCAACUACCGAUGCCCGACCUCAGCAACUACCGGUGAGUCGCGGCAGCAGGUCAGUCCCAGGAGCUAUCCAGGAGGCGUGCGCUGCCCGCUGGCCGCGCUGCUUCAGACGCUAGAGCCGAACUACCGCAGCCGCCUGCACGACCUGCUGCGGAAGAUGCCCGACCUCAGCAACUACCGAUGCCCGACCUCAGCAACUACCGGUGAGUCGCGGCAGCAGGUCAGUCCCAGGAGCUAUCCAGGAGGCGUGCGCUGCCCGCCGGCCGCGCUGCUUCAGACGCUAGAGCCGAACUACCGCAGCCGCCUGCACGACCUGCUGCGGAAGAUGCCCGACCUCAGCAACUACCGAUGCCCGACCUCAGCAACUACCGGUGAGUCGCGGCAGCAGGUCAGUCCCAGGAGCUAUCCAGGAGGCGUGCGCUGCCCGCCGGCCGCGCUGCUUCAGACUCUAAAGCCGAACUACCGCAGCCGCCUGCACGACCUGCUGCGGAAGAUGCCCGACCUCAGCAACUACCGAUGCCCGACCUCAGCAACUACCGGUGAGUCGCGGCAGCAGGUCAGUCCCAGGAGCUAUCCAGGAGGCGUGCGCUGCCCGCUGGCCGCGCUGCUUCAGACGCUAGAGCCGAACUACCGCAGCCGCCUGCACGACCUGCUGCGGAAGAUGCCCGACCUCAGCAACUACCGGUCAGUCUCAGGAGCUAUCCAGGAGGCGUGCGCUGCCCGCCGGCCGCGCUGCUUCAGACUAGAGCCGAACUACCGCAGCCGCCUGCACGACCUGCUGCGGAAGAUGCCCGACCUCAGCAACUACCGAUGCCCGACCUCAGCAACUACCGGUGAGUCGCGGCAGCAGGUCAGUCCCAGGAGCUAUCCAGGAGGCGUGCGCUGCCCGCUGGCCGCGCUGCUUCAGACGCUAGAGCCGAACUACCGCAGCCGCCUGCACGACCUGCUGCGGAAGAUGCCCGACCUCAGCAACUACCGGCCAACGACCACCCCGCCAGAGCCGAAAGAGGUUAUCAUCGAGAAUGGCUACGGCAAGCGCGGGAUACUGGCCAAAGUGCCGAAGCCGCGGCUACCGCGGUCCAGUUCAGCGGCCGCGCUGACAACUGACAGUGCGCCUGUCAACGGCAGCGUAGACAAGACUGACAGUUCGCUAGACCAUCCUGAGGUGCUGAUCAUACGCCUGGCUAACGUGGAGGAGCAUGAUUAUGUUGGGAUGGUCCCCGAGUCGAAAGUUCUGGAGUGCUACUACGGCGGGUCGGAGGCGGGCGACGCCGACGACGCCGCGUCGGCGCUGGCGGCGCCCGGGCCCGGCGCGCCCGUGCAGAAGCGGACACGAUUCUCGGUGUCCCACGACGAGGUAUCGCUGGGCAACACGUCGGACAACCUGGAGGCGGUGUCGGAGGCGGCGUCCAACCACAGCGUCACCUCCAGCCUCGAGCUUGAGACCGAGGACCAGAACGACAACCUGUCCGACAUGGUAUCGGCAAAUGUGAGCGGGCGAGGCAGUCCUAACAUCUCGGGCCGCGAGACUCCUUCGUCCCAAGUCACUGAUGGCGAUGCUCCGCCUAGGAGGUUGCCACAAAACGCGCCCGUGAAUCAGCCGAGCAGCGCUCAGGCGAAGAUGAUGAAGCAGACGCGCAACGACAUCGAUGAUAAGUUCUGCAAGUUCGAGAUCAAGAAGCUGCUGGAAGGCGACGAGACGAUCAGCAUAAUGUCGGACACGUGGAGCACCGACGUGUUAGCUUCCGACUCCGAGACCAUCGGCGACUCCUGCGACCACACGCAGCUGCAGCACAACCAGACGACCGCGGACAACACAAACGCGCCGGACGCGUCCGAGACGGCCAGCGAGUCGGCCUGGAGCAUGGACGUGCUGGCGUCCGACAGCGACCGCAACACCGAGGUGGACACAGACGACUGUGUGUCGGUGGCGGCGCGUUCUGACACGUCAUGGCCGCGCCGGCCUUCGCACAACGAUGACGCGAUCAAACAGCUGCAGCAGGUAUUUAACCAUUUGUUUCAUUUAAAACAGAACGGCAACGUAAAGAGGCCUACUGAUGUCGGAAGUCCACGACACACGUCGCGGCCAGGGCUUACAAAUAGGGGCGGUGGGUACCUGAGCGCGACCGCGGCGCUCUCUCGCGGCGGCGAGCUAGACUUGCCGGCGCACAACCACCCGCCGUCGCACUUCAUAGAGAACAGGAAGAGUAUCCUUGUCAAUGGCUACCCGGUGAUGACGUGCUACGCAACGUCAGCCCCCGAAAGUCCUAGCACGUCAACUCCGGCGCAGCUGCCUAAUGAUGUGUUCGAUUUCGUACCACAAAAUGGAAACAGCGUGCAAACGGAAUCCACUCUAGACGGCGGGAACAACAGCCAAUCAGAUGCGACCUCUCAAUGGGUGGACGAUAGCUUCCCACCUCAGCACUCACCGGAGCGUCCUUACCCUUCCACCUCCAAGUACGACCUACCGUCGACCUCCAAGCCCUACGAUGACCAGGACCUGAUGGACCGAUCGCUCAACUCUAGCGAGAGUUCCUUCAACGCCAUGUCGGUCAGCCAGUACGAUAGGCGUUAUGACUCUGGGAUCGACACCGAGCAACCGGAGGCCAGGUCAGCAAUAACCGAUCUGAUGACCCGCAUGAGUUCCGCCACCAUUUCGACCUCGGCCAAUCUUGUAAACAACUUGACGGCUCGGAUCGUCAAAUCGGAGAUCCGAACGAGUAUAGUGAGCAUCAGCUCGUCUAGAAUCGAGAAGAAAAGAGAUGCGACAAGUAAUAUGUCGCUGAGUACACUAUCAGUGAAUAGUGCGGAGACUUCUGUGUCAGAUAAGAGUUCGAGCCAGGACGUGAAUUCGGAGAAUGUAACGGAGAGGCGCGUCAGUCCGCCGCCGGCCAAGGCGCCGUCGACUGGUGCUAUACCUAAAAGCAUCAGCUUCGAUGCUACAGCUGAGAAGUCGCAAAGGCGACGUAUGGCCGGCGAAGAGAGCCUUGUGGGUAACCUGGAUGAGCUGAAGAACAACGUGAAACGCUCCGGAGGAAACUUGCUGCACAAGAUCAAGAUGUUCCGACAGAAAGGCCGCUCACAUCACCAGCAGAAUGAUAUCAAGGUAUCUGAAGAGGAGGUCCGCAGCGACGAUGGCUGCCGCUCCGAAAGUUCAGAGGACAUUUUGGCCAAGUACCGGCGCGCGCCCGAGCCCGCCAAGCGCCGGCCGAGCGGCGCGCGCCGCGUGUCCGACGUCGACGCCGCCGACCUCGACAACGACGACGGCUGCCGCUCCGAGAGCUCGGAAGACAUCCUGGCCAAGUACCGGCGCGCGCCCGAGGCCCGCCAAGCGCCGGCCGAGCGGCGCGCGCCGCGUGUCCGACGUCGACGCCGCCGACCUCGACAAGUGAGUACAAGGCCGAGGCCAAGUAUCAUCAAGGUAUCCGAGGAGGUCUGCAGCGACGACGGCUGCCGCUCCGAGAGCUCGGAAGACAUCCUGGCCAAGUACCGGCGCGCGCCCGAGCCCGCCAAGCGCCGGCCGAGCGGCGCGCGCCGCGUGUCCGACGUCGACGCCGCCGACCUCGACAAAUGCGAGGGCGUGGUGGACCUGAACGACCCGGAGGUGUUCAACAGCAUGAAGCGGCGCCUGCGCCUGGUGCUGUCCAACCCCGACCUGUACUGCGUGGAGUACGUGCCAAACCGUUGCACGAGCACGUCCCUCAUCGAGUGGGUCCGCGCUGCAGCCGCGGGCGCCAGCAGCGAGGCCGGCGCCGCCAUCGCCAGCGCCGUCGCCCGCGCGCUCACCGCGCCCGCCGCGCCGCGCCUCGCCGCCGCGCUGCGGGCCGACCUGGCGGCGCGCCGGCCCUACGCCGCCUACCUGGCCUCGUGCCGCGCCGCGCUGCAGCACGCCGCCCGCGCGCGCGCCACACAAAUCAACGCAGUCGUGCUGGAGUGCGGCUGGUGCGCGCGCGCGGCGGCGGCGGCCCGCGCGCUGGAGCAGCUGGAGCGCGGGCCCGGCGUGCGCCGCCUGGCGCGCCUGCACGCCGCCCGCCACGCGCACCACAACGGUGAGUGUACUACAAGUACUGCCCGCUGGAGCAGCUGGAGCGCGGGCCCGGCGUGCGCCGCCUGGCGCGCCUGCACGCCUCCCGCCACGCGCACCACAACGCUGGAGCGCGGGCCCGGCGUGCGCCGCCUGGCGCGCCUGCACGCCGCCCGCCACGCGCACCACAACGGUGAGUGUACUACAAGUACUGCCCGCUGGAGCAGCUGGAGCGCGGGCCCGGCGUGCGCCGCCUGGCGCGCCUGCACGCCGCCCGCCACGCGCACCACAACGCUGGAGCGCGGGCCCGGCGUGCGCCGCCUGGCGCGCCUGCACGCCGCCCGCCACGCGCACCACAACGGUGAGUGUACUACAAGUACUGCCCGCUGGAGCAGCUGGAGCGCGGGCCCGGCGUGCGCCGCCUGGCGCGCCUGCACGCCGCCCGCCACGCGCACCACAACGCUGGAGCGCGGGCCCGGCGUGCGCCGCCUGGCGCGCCUGCACGCCGCCCGCCACGCGCACCACAACGGUGAGUGUACUACAAGUACUGCCCGCUGGAGCAGCUGGAGCGCGGGCCCGGCGUGCGCCGCCUGGCGCGCCUGCACGCCGCCCGCCACGCGCACCACAACGCUGGAGCGCGGGCCCGGCGUGCGCCGCCUGGCGCGCCUGCACGCCGCCCGCCACGCGCACCACAACGGUGAGUGUACUACAAGUACUGCCCGCUGGAGCAGCUGGAGCGCGGGCCCGGCGUGCGCCGCCUGGCGCGCCUGCACGCCGCCCGCCACGCGCACCACAACGCUGGAGCGCGGGCCCGGCGUGCGCCGCCUGGCGCGCCUGCACGCCGCCCGCCACGCGCACCACAACGGUGAGUGUACUACAAGUACUGCCCGCUGGAGCAGCUGGAGCGCGGGCCCGGCGUGCGCCGCCUGGCGCGCCUGCACGCCGCCCGCCACGCGCACCACAACGCUGGAGCGCGGGCCCGGCGUGCGCCGCCUGGCGCGCCUGCACGCCGCCCGCCACGCGCACCACAACGGUGAGUGUACUACAAGUACUGCCCGCUGGAGCAGCUGGAGCGCGGGCCCGGCGUGCGCCGCCUGGCGCGCCUGCACGCCGCCCGCCACGCGCACCACAACGCUGGAGCGCGGGCCCGGCGUGCGCCGCCUGGCGCGCCUGCACGCCGCCCGCCACGCGCACCACAACGGUGAGUGUACUACAAGUACUGCCCGCUGGAGCAGCUGGAGCGCGGGCCCGGCGUGCGCCGCCUGGCGCGCCUGCACGCCGCCCGCCACGCGCACCACAACGGUGAGUGUACUACAAGUACUGCCCGCUGGAGCAGCUGGAGCGCGGGCCCGGCGUGCGCCGCCUGGCGCGCCUGCACGCCGCCCGCCACGCGCACCACAACGGUGA
Messenger RNA from Ostrinia nubilalis (European corn borer), 7549 nucleotides. RefSeq lists its product as uncharacterized. Gene Ontology annotation, molecular function: GTPase activator activity. The transcript is spliced from 42 exons. Lineage: Eukaryota; Metazoa; Arthropoda; Insecta; Lepidoptera; Crambidae. Bases 272 to 7549 code for a protein of 2425 amino acids. Gene Ontology annotation, biological process: regulation of GTPase activity. The record is from RefSeq and is a predicted model, not a curated record. Gene Ontology annotation, cellular component: cell cortex.